GAAGUCUUCUGUCCCACACCACACAGGAACAGUGAGUCGGUCUCGUCUUGCUAAGCAAACUCGCCUCGUUCUUCCCUUCUCCAAGAAGCCUUCGUUUCCUUCUCUCCUCAAAUCCAGAAAAAAACCUUUCAAAAUUUAUCUAAAAAUUUCUGUUUAUACGUCAAAUCCUUCAAAACCAAUCUGAAACCACUCCGAUUAUAAUAUACGGAGUAUAUAUCUUCACUAACUUCAUUUGUUUGUGAUUACUGGUUUUUUUUUUGGGUUCGUAUUGCUACUGCUAUUACUGAUAUUGCUUUAUUCUUUCUAACCAAUAUAAAUCGGUUAGAUUUGCAACAAACCCAGAAAAAAAAAGGCAUCUUUCAAUCCCUAUCACCAUGUCCUCAAGAAACCCCUCCUACACAAACCCAAAACCCUGCAAGCACCUCUCAGAUUACAAGCGCAAGCACGGCCUCAACGGCUACAACCUGAUCCAAAACCACAUCAAGACCAGCCCCCACGGUAAAACAACGAUCGACACGUGCGAAUCCAAGGCACCCACGUGCAGUUUCUGUUCUGGGUACCAGGGUAGACUCUACAUAUGCCUGAUCUGCUCCUCAGUGUCGUGUUUUUUGUCACCUGAUUCGAACCCAUGUGCCCUUUUCCACGCCCGAUCUCAUGUGGGUCAUGAGAUUUCUGUAGAUAUAGAAAGGGCCGAGCUUUAUUGCUUCGUGUGCUGUGAUCAGGUCUAUGAUCCUGAUUUUGAUAAAGCCGUGAUGUGUAAACACGUCAUGGGAUUGGGGAGAAAUGAGAAUGGGGUGGUGGGUUAUGGGUUGAGGUCGAGCAAGAGGAAGAGGUUGGGUUUUGUUGGGGGGAUAGUAGAUUUGGAUUCGAAGAGCGCGAAACGGUUGGUUUCGAUGAGGGAUCGGGGGUCGAAAUCGUGCUUUCCCUUGGGUUUGAGGGGAUUGAACAAUCUGGGGAACACUUGUUUUAUGAAUUCCGUGUUGCAAGCCUUGCUUCACGCACCCCCGUUGAGGAACUACUUCCUCAGUGAUAACCACAACCACGAAACUUGCCGGAGAAGGUCUCCGGACCAGCUCUGUUUGCCUUGUGACAUUGAUGUGAUCUUCUCUGCUGUGUUUUCGGGCGAACGGACCCCUUACAGUCCAGCUCAGUUUCUUUACAGUUGGUGGCAGCAUUCAGAGAACCUUGCUUGUUAUGAGCAGCAGGAUGCUCAUGAAUUCUUCAUUGCAAUGCUGGACAGGAUCCAUGAGAAAGAAGGAAAAGCAUGGAACACUAUCAGAGAAAAUGGAGAUUGUCAAUGCAUUGCUCAUAGAGUAUUUUCUGGGCUGUUGAGAUCAGAUGUCACUUGUAUGUCGUGCGGAUUUACCUCCACAACUUAUGAUCCUUGUGUGGAUAUUUCCCUUGACUUGAAUUCAAAUACUCCUUCUACUCUUGUGGGCUGUUUGGAUCUCUUUACAAGACCAGAAAAGUUGGGUUCAGACCUGAAAUUCUUUUGCCAAGAUUGUCAAGAAAGGCGAGAUUCCUUGAAGCAAAUGUCAAUAAGAAGGCUUCCGUCGGUAUUGUGUUUGCAUAUAAAACGAUUCGAACACUCUUCAAUCAGAAAAAUGUCAAGAAAAAUCGAUCGACAUUUGCAGUUUCCUUUCUCCUUAGACAUGAGCCCGUACUUAUCGUCUUCAAUUGUGAGGAAAAGGUUUGGAAACAGAAUCUUUUCUUUUGAAGGCGAUGAAACUGACAUUUCUACGGAUUUUGAGGUUUUCGCAGUGGUUACUCAUUCAGGCAUGCUGGAAUCUGGGCAUUACGUGACAUAUCUGCGUUUGAAAAACCAAUGGUACAAGUGUGAUGAUGCAUGGAUUAAUGAAGUUGAUGAGGAGGUCGUGAGAGCAUCACAGAGCUAUUUGAUAUACUAUGUGCAGAAAGUGCUUUCCCACAGAGUUAGUGAGGACCUAAGUUGUCUGCUAGUCUCCCCACGCGGCGACACAUUUGUUCCAAUUGCCGGAUGUUGCUGAACCGAAUUUCAAGAUCUUGAACUGGUAGAAUUGGCAAAAUGCGAGUUUGGCUCUCUCUAUGGAAUUUGUGACCAGAUAUCAGGAGCCAUUUCUGCAUUAAGCCAAGAAGGACCUCAAAGUACUGGUUUGUGAAGGUUGACUUUACAUCUGAUAUCAGGUCUCAGUCACAUAUGUUCCAACUGAUCGAACUGGUGAAUUUGUAGGUAAGAGGAACAUUGGCUAUGGACCGUGACAUCUGAGAUCCCUGAAAUAUAUCGAUGGCAUACACUUCUUGUACAUUGCAGGUCUUUUUAUUUAAAUGACCGGAUGAUUCAUUUGAGGAUCUCAUCAAUUACAACAGGCACAGGUUGUAGUUGUACAGUGUGAAGAGGCACAUAGAGAUCCACAAAUCACUAAGGCAGCAAAGUGAUGCCUUCGGUCACAAAGAGAGGGUGGCAGAGCAAAGGGGCAAUUGACGAGGACGAGCUUGGAUUUUGACAUGACCAUCCAGCUAUAUUGGGGUUCAUAUGUACGGCAACAAUGAUUGUGAUUCCUAGGAUGGUUGACUUGGAUAUACGAGUUUCAUUCAUUUUUAAUUUACUAUGUGGCUUUGCUGUACGGUUGUAUCUGAAUCAAUCGACAGGCAUCAAAUUUGGAAUUUUUGGAACUCUCGUAAACUUUUGGUGGACUGGUCAUGCCAAGGAUCCUUCUCGGUCCAACUCUUCAGCACCGCUCCUUGCCUUUGCUUGUGCAAUAACUAUAUAUUCUUCUGCAUUAACUCCA
This is a messenger RNA of Rhododendron vialii, 2768 nucleotides long. RefSeq names its product ubiquitin C-terminal hydrolase 22. The transcript has 3 exons. Gene Ontology annotation, molecular function: zinc ion binding; cysteine-type deubiquitinase activity. Gene Ontology annotation, biological process: protein deubiquitination. Lineage: Eukaryota; Viridiplantae; Streptophyta; Magnoliopsida; Ericales; Ericaceae. The record is from RefSeq and is a predicted model, not a curated record. The coding region runs from base 375 to 2006 and encodes 543 amino acids.